GAGGUUAAGAAUGUUCCUGUCAGAAAGCGCCCAAAAAGAGCACGAUACAUGGGAUACAAUCUUUCGUUUUUUUAUGCCAUGCUUCAUCCUUGGGGGUGUUGCAUCAAAGCGUUUGGAGAGUGUUUUGCUGACGCGGACUAUUUUCUCGAAGUGUCGACGGGCAUGCCAGCUUAGAUUGCAGGUCGUCCACGUGUUUGAAAAACAUGGAUCUGGAUUGUCAGAAAAAUUCCGAUAAAAGCUUUGACACCGACGACGAGUACGCUAUGAUACGGCAGGUAAAAAUGGAACCAGAAAUGUUUUCGUCUACCGAGGAUGAGAUCAUGGCACAGCUACAGCAGGAAAGCUCCGACCUGGAGGUUGAGCCCAGUUUCGCAUUCGGGAACUCUUUAAAGGGGGAAGAUGACGACCUGACGCAACUUAUGGACAUCAGGGAGCCGUUGUCCACGUUGAAAAGCCUUCUGGAGCAAAGGUUUAGCGUAGAUUUAAAAAAUUACUCGUUCUGGUUGCAAAACACACAGAUGUUGGAGAGUCACAAGAAUUUAGUUGAUCAAUGUGUCCAAGGACAAGGACUGGUUCAGGUCAAGGUAGAAAUAAAUCCCAUGCAAAAACGUAUCAAUAUAAUAGAUGUUCUUAAGCCAGCGGAUGAAUAUAUCGAAGUUGAAGAAAAUAGUUCACCAUUGCCUGCUGCACAAGAAAAUAAACGAAAAGUUAUGAAAUGGAUAGUAGAUGCUCAAUAUAAAAGGGAUCAGGAGCGAUUAAAAAUACCAACUGAUCCAAGAGACUGGACAGAAACGCACGUGAAACAUUGGCUACAAUGGGCCGUUAGACAUUUUAACUUGGUGUCAUUACGCUUAGCUGACUGGAAUAUAACUGGAGCACAAUUAUGUAACCUCACAAUGCAAGAGUUUCAUGCAAAAGUGCCUCAUGAUCCAGGAGAUGUGUUUUGGACACAUUUCGAACUUCUUAGAAAAUGCAAAUUUGUUGCUAUUAUACAAAAAGAUACACUGGAUUCGACCGACGAUGGCGUUGUAGAGAAGUCCGUCAAAACACGAAAUCAGAAAAUUACAAAACCAAAAUCUACGAUAAACCAACAGAAUGCUCGCUUGAUAAAUGUGCCGUUAGAGAAUGUCGAUCCUACUUCCAUUACUAUUGCUAGUUCUAGUCGUACUGUUAAUAGUGGUCAGAUACAAUUAUGGCAAUUUUUGUUAGAGUUAUUAACGGACAAAGAGUAUAGAGAUGCAAUUCAGUGGGUAGGGACCGAAGGGGAAUUCAAACUUAAUCAGCCAGAGGCAGUAGCACAAUUGUGGGGAGCUCGUAAAAAUAAGCCGUCAAUGAAUUACGAGAAACUGAGCAGAGCACUUCGGUAUUAUUACGACGGCGACAUGAUUUCGAAAGUUCAUGGCAAACGGUUUGUGUAUAAAUUCGUUUGUGAUUUAAAACAAUUGUUGGGCUAUUCAGCUGCAGAGUUAAGUAAACUCGUUGAAGAAGGAAGAAGAUAUUUCUGAUGAAAUCAUAUCUCUAGACUUACUUCCAUUAAUAAAUUACUUUUUAUUAUAAAUAUCGCGUCUCGCCACAUUGACGUAAUUACUAUUUUAUUUAACAUGAUUAUUUCUAUAUGAAAUAUUGUAUAUAUGGAAAAAGUUCUACAACAUAGCACUAGUGUACAUUAUAAAAUCUCUUAUCACGGUACAAUCACUUCUGAAGUAGCCUUUUACAGAUUGAAUAUUAUACCGCAUUAUCUCUUCAGCUAUGAUAAGUUUUCUCUCACAUGUAUUUUUUCUAAAUGAAUUGAGUAGAUGAUAUAUAAAGUCAUGUAAGUAAAUCAUAAUAUGAAUUUACUGAAAUUCAUAUUAAUAAAUUCUGUAAAUUUUUACCGAAAUUUAUAUAAAUUCUAAUUCGUUUAUUAUCACAUCUUUUUUAGCAUACAUAUACGAGAGAUGUAGUAUAAUAUUCAAAAAAAUUUGAAAGUUAUUUAAUGUCUGUUCUAUAUAAGCAUGGGCGUAUCCAUGGGCGGGGAGGUGGUUUGGAAUGUUCAAAACUCCAAAAUUAAAAAAAAGUCAAAGUUAUGAUUUACUUAAUAUUUUUCUCAUUCAAAAUCAGAAACAAGGAGCUAUUCUAAGCUCUAAAAUAUCCAAAAAGCAAUCCAUUAACAAAAAUUUAUAUAUUAAUAAAAUUGAUAAUCCCUGUCGACAAAAAACUCUGAAUAUGUCCAUGUAUAUGAGACCAUGUAUAUUAUUAUUAUAUAUUUGCAUGUCCAAUACUUUUCGUAAUUGUCGUAAUCGUAUUUUCAUAAUCGUGAAUUGUACAUAUUUUCUUGUCCUUUUUUUAAGAGAAUACUUCAUUUUGGCUGACCAAAAGUUUAGAGCAAUGUAUAGUUCUCGUGCUAUGAUAUCGCUGUCGAUUUAAGGAGUCUGUACAUAAGAGAUAAAUAAUUGUAUAAUGCAAAAUUGUUGAAUAUAUUGGGAUAUAUUUC
This is a messenger RNA of Pogonomyrmex barbatus (red harvester ant), 2473 nucleotides long. It is a transcript of the gene Ets97D, whose product is annotated as DNA-binding protein Ets97D. The record is from RefSeq and is a predicted model, not a curated record. Gene Ontology annotation, molecular function: sequence-specific DNA binding; DNA-binding transcription factor activity, RNA polymerase II-specific. Gene Ontology annotation, biological process: cell differentiation; regulation of transcription by RNA polymerase II. Gene Ontology annotation, cellular component: nucleus. NCBI's taxonomy places the organism in Eukaryota, Metazoa, Arthropoda, Insecta, Hymenoptera, Formicidae.